Molecule: messenger RNA, 2385 nt
Organism: Chara braunii
Lineage: Eukaryota; Viridiplantae; Streptophyta; Charophyceae; Charales; Characeae
Source: the annotation of a GenBank genome assembly
GCCUACCCGCUACUUGAGUGCUUUUUCCCUGCUGCAACCUUUUGAAGCCAUGACCACAGACGGUCGUGGUCUCUCUUGCGUUGAGUCAAUCUGAAAUCCUGCACAAGGAAGUUUUCCUGGUGGAGCUUAUAGAUCAUCCAUCGACGGAAAACAUGAAACAUCUCAAGGCUGUCUUCUUCGUGAGGGUGACAGCGGAAAAUAUCCAUCUCUUGAAGCGACACCUGGCUUCACCACGAUUUGGAGAGUUCCACUUCUUCUUCUCCAACAUAUUGAAGACAACCCAUCUGCAGAUACUCGCAGAUGCGGAUGAGCAACAAAUGGUCAAGCAAGUGCAGGAAUUCUUUGGCGAUUAUCACGCUCUGGAUCCUUACCACUUCACCCUCGACCUGCCCCAGAACCAUUUGUGCAUGAUGACAUCAGUAUUGGAGCCUGUGAACAUGGGAAAGAUCAUGGAUCGUGUGGUUGAGGGCAUAGCAUCAGUCUUCCUUGCGAUGAAGAAGCGGCCAGCAAUUAGACAUCAGCGAACUUCAGAUAUAGCACGGCGCAUUGCACAGGACUGCAGUAAGCUAAUGUACGAGCAAGAGAGUCAACUGUUUGACUUCAGACGCUCAGAGAAUGCUGCACUGCUGCUUGUGAUGGACCGCCGUGAUGAUCCUGUGACACCCUUGUUAAAUCAGUGGACGUAUCAGGCCAUGGUACAUGAACUGAUAGGGCUGAAACAUAAUCGAGUGGACCUGAGGGGUCGAACAAGGGUUCCGAAAGACCAACAGGAAGUGGUGCUAUCAUCGGAGCAGGACCCGUUCUUCAAGGCAAACAUGUUCGAGAACUUUGGCGAUUUGGGCAUGAACAUCAAGAAAAUGGUGGAUGAUUUUCAGCAGCGUGCAAAGAGCAAUCAGAAUCUUCAGAGCAUAGAGGACAUGGCGCGCUUCGUGGAGAACUACCCAGAAUAUCGAAAACUGUCGGGCAAUGUCUCAAAACAUGUCACUUUGAUGUCAGAGCUGAGCCAGAUUGUGGACGAGAGACAGCUGAUGUCCGUUUCGCAGACAGAACAGGAACUGGCGUGCAAUUCAGGUCAGGCUGCCGCUUUUGAGGCUGUUAUGGGACAGCUUGACAAUCGAAUGGUUACAGACCUGGACCGGUUGCGGCUUGUCAUGCUAUACUCGUUGCGGUAUGAAAGAGAUAACUCAAGGCAACGGGAGCAGCUCAUGACCAAGCUGGCAUCGAAGCCUUCAAAGUUCAAACCAGGGCUGGUGUACACACUCCUCAGACAUUGUGGCAUGGAGAAGAGGACUGGUGACCUUUUUGGAAAUCGGGAUAUCUUCAACAGGGCGCAGAACAUGGCACGAAGACUGAAAGGGGUGGACAAUGUAUAUGCCCAGCAUCAGCCACUACUGUCCCAGAUCAUCGAGAAUAUCACAAAGGGCCGAGUGAAAGAUGUGGAAUAUCCUUUUGUUGGAAAACCCCUCGUCGGCCGGCCGUCGGAAGUUGUGGUAUUCGUCGUGGGCGGAACAACAUAUGAGGAGGCUCGGGCGGUGGCAUUGAACAACGCUGCGAACACAGGAGUUCGUGUACUGCUAGGAGGAACGACCGUUUUGAACUCUGCAAGCUUUCUCACUGAUCUGGAGGAGCUUCACGCACUGGAACGCAGCAGUCAGCCGCAUUGACUUUUUGACCGGUCGGCAGGCAGCGUUGAAAGGGUCACUCACAAUUUUUUGAGCAGUCGGCAGCGUUGAAAGAAUCAUUCAGAUAUAUCUAUGAGCUGGUGGUACAAUAAGUUCCACCUUGGGAUUUUUUUUUUUUUUUUUAAUCUUUUCAAGGGUAUGUGGCAUGUGCAGUUUACCUCGAUCGUCAAAAAAAAAAAAAAAAAAAAAAGAAAAAGAAAACGGUCGGAAAAUUCGAAGCCAAAGCCCCUCUCUACCAACUGCUGCUUAGGGACGCAAAGCCGCUCUCUGUGAUCUGGAUGUGUUCUUGAUGGGCACUCUGCCUACUGUGCUCCUACUGUGCAGCUGUGCCGGAGAGAUUGCGCUGCUCUUCUCCCGCGGGCGUCCAGGGGCUUCUGGUCUGCCGCACUCUGACAGGCUCUUCAAUGGUUGCAAUAAGAGUACUGUCUUCCCCCGAACAUAACGCGUAUGUGUUGUAAACGAAUAUACAAUGCAUAAGAUGCUUUCUAUUCGAGUACAACGCAUACGCGUUCUAUCUGAACAGCUGGUAUAUUAGAGUACAACGCCCAUGUGUUCUAUUCGAAUCAUCAAAUUGUUUUUUCAAAAACUCGAAUACAAUGCAUGUGCGCUAUGCGCUAUGUCAGGGGAAGAUGGUAGCAGUGGGUGACACGAAAAUAUUGAAAAUAAAUUUAAAUAAUAAAUUUAAUAAAUUAAUAAUAACGAG